AUGCACACCUCUAGUUCAAACGGCACUCAUGCUGCCGCUGCCUCUGGAACAAAUGUCCGUCGACGGACCACUAUCGACGCAACUACUGGUCACUGGGAUCUCGGAAAGACAAUCGGUGCGGGAAGCAUGGGAAAGGUGAAGCUGGCUCGCAACAAGGAGACUGGUGAACAAGUCGCUGUCAAGAUUGUUCCUCGCCAGUCAACCGACGAACAUCGCAAUGCCCAAGACCGAGAAAGAGCUGAUCAUUCCAAAGAAGUAAGAACCGCUCGCGAAGCUGCUAUUGUCACCUUGGUCGACCACCCCUACAUCUGCGGCAUGCGUGAUGUCGUUCGCACGAACUACCACUGGUACAUGCUGUUUGAAUAUGUCAAUGGUGGUCAGAUGCUUGACUACAUCAUUUCGCAUGGUCGCUUGAAGGAGAAGCAGGCGCGUAAAUUUGGUCGUCAGAUUGCGAGUGCGCUCGACUAUUGUCAUCGCAACAGCAUCGUGCAUCGAGAUCUGAAGAUCGAGAACAUUCUAAUCAGCAAAACCGGCGACAUCAAGAUCAUUGACUUUGGCUUGAGUAACACCUUCUCACCCAAGGGCCUCCUUAAGACGUUCUGUGGUUCCCUCUACUUCGCCGCUCCUGAGCUUUUGCAGGCAAAAGCUUACACCGGUCCCGAAGUUGAUGUCUGGAGUUUUGGUAUUGUCUUGUAUGUCCUUGUCUGCGGAAAGGUUCCAUUCGACGAUCAGAGUAUGCCUCAGCUGCAUGCAAAGAUCAAGAAAGGAGCUGUAGAGUAUCCGCCUUGGCUGAGUGCAGAGUGCAAGAACUUAAUCGCUCGCAUGCUCGUCACCGAUCCUUCGCAACGCGCCAGUCUUGGGGAAAUCAUGGUACACCCUUGGAUGACGAAAGGAUUCGGCGGGCCUCCUGAGAACUACCUACCUCCUCGCAAGCCACUACAGUUGCCACUGGAUCCCCGAGUCCUGAAGAAGAUGGAUGGCUUCGAUUUUGGUACUGCGGAAUACAUCGAGCAGCAGCUCACCAAGAUCAUACAAUCUGAGGACUAUCAAAAGUCUGUGGUUGCAAUGGAGCGCCGCCACCAAUCCGGACUCUCAGAUGCGCAAAACAAACAAGGUAGCAUGUUUGACUUCUACAAACGACGUAAAUCCACAACAAGUCGCGACACUCUUACUGGACCCUCUUCCGAGGCUGUUCAGCUGGGUUCAGACCCUUUGAAUGCUUACAACCCACUGCUUUCAGUGUACUUCUUAGCCAAGGAGAAGAUUGAGCGUGAAGAAAGGGAGUCUAAUCCAGGCGCUCUAGCUAUUCCUCGCUCGCCUGGUGAGAAGCCAUUGCAAUUGCCUGAUCUCCAGCCACCGGCGGCUGCUUACACGAACACUGCCACUUACGAGAUGGCCGGAGAGGCACCAACAGGAGGUAGAAGCCGUCCUCGAGCCAGGACACAUGGUGAAGAAGAAUUGCAGGAGGACGCAAAGAAGGCCAGAUCCACCGACCGCGCGCCUCCAGUGCCAUCUCCUGCCAUCGUUCUUCCUCCACCUGAACAUACACCGGUAAAGAAGGAGAGCACGGCAGCGGGCUUGCUCCGCAGAUUGAGCACCAGACGGCACAAAGACCCUGAAAGACCAGCCCCAGCAGCGACCAACGAUGCCUACUCCACCCCGAGAAAGAGCUUUAGCAUGAGGAGACAGCGAGACUCUAGCGCCAACAGACUACAGCCCGAACCUGUUCUCGAGAAGCCAGCAGAACUACUCACGCCAACACCCGAACGCGUUGGUUUAGGUCGCUCUACCAGCGUCAGCGCUGCCGAGAACAAUCGCGAUAACACUCGCAGAGGUGUUUCUGAGGGCUCUAGUGCUCGACCAGCAGUAAUGACCCCUCAGUCUAGCAGACGCGGCGACAGACACUACGGCGAUGCUUCUUCGGAUGCCGAAACCUCGGGCUCUAGAACAGUGCCUCUCGCUUCAAGGACCAGGUCAAUGGGUCACGGUCGCAAGGAGAGUUUCCAGGCUCGCAGGGCUAGAAGAAUGGACACUCGCACCGAAGACGUACCUGAAGAGACAGAUCAGGACCUCAGGGAGGUUGAGGCAUCUCAUGCAGUUAACAGUGCUGGUGAGAGCCCGAACGGAAUCAAGCCUGUCUACCUCAAGGGUUUGUUCAGUGUAUCGACCACCAGCUCAAAGCCUCUGGCUGUGAUUCGAACAGACAUCAUCAGGGUCUUGAAACAGCUCGGUGUCGAGUAUCGUGAGAUCAAGGGUGGAUUCAGCUGUCGCCACGCUCCUAGCAUCGAUAUGGAGAAGCCCAAGGACGAGCAAGCCGCGGCAGGAUAUGGAAGUCACAGACGAAAGAUCAGCUUUGGUGGGUUGAUGGGAGGCGGCAGCACCGACCCAGCUACACCCACACCCCCACGUCCUAGAAGAGAUAACAGCUAUACUGCCAGCGACAGUUCUGACGAUGAGGACGCAAGACGGGUUCGUGGUCAGCAGCACAACCGACCCGCUGGUGAAACUUCGACACAUGUGCAGAGCGAUCUUGGCGAAGGCAUGGUUCUCAAGUUCGAGAUCUUUGUGGUAAAGGUACCCUUGUUGAGCCUGCAUGGUAUCCAGUUCAAGAAGGUGGAUGGUGGCACUUGGCAGUACAAGAACAUGGCGCAAACCAUCUUGAACGAGCUGAAGUUGUAG
Aureobasidium melanogenum CBS 110374 is the source of this 2679-nucleotide messenger RNA. RefSeq names its product protein kinase. The transcript is spliced from 2 exons. NCBI's taxonomy places the organism in Eukaryota, Fungi, Ascomycota, Dothideomycetes, Dothideales, Saccotheciaceae. Bases 1 to 2679 code for a protein of 892 amino acids. Gene Ontology annotation, molecular function: ATP binding; tau-protein kinase activity; protein serine/threonine kinase activity. The record is from RefSeq and is a predicted model, not a curated record. Gene Ontology annotation, biological process: protein phosphorylation; intracellular signal transduction; microtubule cytoskeleton organization. Gene Ontology annotation, cellular component: cytoplasm.